AUGGCUAGCAGCGGUAGCAUCAUCAUCAUCAUCAUCACCAACAACAACAUCAUCAUCAUCAUCAUCGGCUGCAUCAUCAUCAUCGUCAUCAUCAUCAGCACCAUCAGCAGCGGCAGCAACAUCAUCGUCGUCGACACUGUUGCUGUUACUAACGCACUUCACCAUUGCUUUUGGCGUAAUGCGGUGGACGUCGCUGUGUUACUUUUUCUUUUCCUUCAGCCAUUCAAAAGAACACUGUAG
Enterobius vermicularis (human pinworm) is the source of this 240-nucleotide messenger RNA. NCBI's taxonomy places the organism in Eukaryota, Metazoa, Nematoda, Chromadorea, Rhabditida, Oxyuridae. The record is from the annotation of a GenBank genome assembly.